GACAAAACGACAAGCAGUUUAUCCAAAUGCAGCAGUGGUUUGUAAAGAAACCAGUGACGAGGGACAAAUAAUCUUCUACAAAAUCGUUGAAUCACGGUAAGAUUGGAUUAUUCUAACACCUUCUAAAGACAUUCGACUAGCCUACUUUACUAUUUGCCCCCUAACUUCAAUCUGACUGGUUCUGGCAGGGUUAUGGGAGAAAGUGACAGACCUGUUUACUAGCUGGAGAAUGGGAGUGUGUGUGCCUGCAUGUGUGCGUGCGCUAUACAUCCCCUCUCUCUGUCUGUCUACAGCCACAGGUUUGAAUACAGGAACGACUGUCCCACAGGAUUCGCUCAUGCAAACACUGAGAGAGUGAAGGUAGGGAGGGAGAGGAAGGCAGUGGUUAAGAGUUCAGCCAAGCAGCGAACAAAAACACUCAAAUCCAUAUUGUGACAAUAGCAACAGCUGAUUUGCCUGAGCUCAAUUCUGGUUGAGUGACUCCAUCCUGUUCUUUUGUUUACAACAGACCACAAUGUGUGUGCGUGUUUGUGUGCGUUUAACCACUGUGUGUGUUUGUAGACAGUGUGUGUUUGUGUAUAGCUGUUUUUCUGUGCUACCAAAAACAUGUUUGUGUAACUGUGGUGUGUGUUUAGGCUACUAGUUCAUAGAGAAACAGACUUGAAAUAUGACUGAGUCAACACACCCAACAACUUCAGUUUUGUUAAUAAACCGUAUGUAUGUGCCGAUAUACAUUUAUUUUAUAGAGCUGACAUGUUUCCCUAUGCAAUUACUAUGUAAUAACAAUCAUAUCUGUUCUACACAGUAGCCUAUAUUUCUAACAUAAAUCGUUGUAAUGUUGUCUUCCUGAACACGACCCUGGUGUGUGUGUAGGUGAUGAGCAGCAGUCCCAUGGCAGGCUCUUCCAGCGCAGCGAGGGACCGCCCACCCACACGGACCAGCUUCAUCCCCGAAAUACAGAGCAUGAUGUAACUACACACACUGAGUCAGAUUGCCCCAAAAACACACACACACAGGCAGACAGAUAGAUCCACUUACCCCAGUAGAGGUUGUGUUGACUCGGGCUGAAAAGGCUGUUGGACGCCAUGACAACAGUGUAUCACAGAGUAACCAGCUAGCUUCAGCAGUAGGUUGACCGUAGUGACGAAGGGUUGUUGUGUGGUCGGGUCCUGGUCUGCCACACAGAGACGGUCUGCGUUGUGGUUCUGUGGUCCUAGAGCGGUCUGUGUGAUGGCGUUCGGACCACAGCGUGGUCACCAUACUCCCUUGCUCCACCCUCAUUGGACGAACCACAUUCAUCUGACUAUGACAUCACUGCCGUCACACUCUCACAGAUUCUCAGGUGUUCAACCCAACCUUUGCAUAGAGAUACACCACAUCCCUCAACCUCACCUACUAGAACAGAGCCUGCAUCCUGUGUGUGUGUGUGUUUCUAACCCGUCUCGUGUGUGUGUGUGUGUGCGUGUUCUAGGUUUGCUCUGGGAGAUGCUCGCAGACCCCUACAUGAGACUGCUGCUCUGGUGGAGGACAUUGUACAUACCCAACUCAUCAACCUGGUAACACACACACACAUUUUUAGUCCCUGUUCUCUCUCUGAUACUGACAAACCUUUUCAGCUACUAAACACUAACUCCUCUCUUCUCUUUAUUUAAUUUAAUUUUUAUUUAACCAGGUAAGCCAGUUGAGAACAAGUUCUCAUUUACAACUGCGACCUGGCCAAGAUAAAGCAAAGCAGUGCGAUAAAAACAACAACACAGAGUUACAUAUGGGAUAAACAAAACGUACAGUCAAUAACACAAUAGAAAAUCUAUAUACAGUGUGUGCAAAUGUAGUAAGUUAUGGAGGUAAGGCAAUAAAUAGGCCAUAGUGCAAAAUAAUUACAAUUUAGUAUUAACACUGGAGAGAGAGAUGUGCAAAAGAUGAUGUGCAAAUAGAGAUACUGGGGUGCAAAUGAGCAAAAUAAAUAACAAUAUGGGGAUGAGGUAGUUGGGUGGGCUAAUUUCAGAUGGGCUGUGUACAGGUGCAGUGAUCGGUAAGCUGCUCUGACACCUGAUGCUUAAAGUUAGUGAGGGAGAUAAGAGUCUCCAGCUUCAGAGAUUUUUGCAGUUCGUUCCAGUCAUUGGCAGCAGAGAACUGGAAGGAAUGGCAGCCAAAGGAGGUGUUGGCUUUGGGGAUGACCAGUGAGAUAUACCUGCUGGAGCGCAUACUACGGGUGGGUGUUGCUAUGGUGACCAAUGAGCUAAGAUAAGGCGGGGAUUUGCCUAGCAGUGAUUUAUAGAUGACCUGGAGGCAGUGGGUUUGGCAACGAAUAUGUAGUGAGAGCCAGCCAACGAGAGCGUACAGGUCACAAUGGUGGGUAGUAUAUGGGGCUUUGGUGACAAAACGGAUGGCACUGUGAUAGACUACAUCCAAUUUGCUGAGUAGAGUGUUGGAGGCUAUUUUGUAAAUGACAUCGCCUAAGUCAAGGAACGGUAGGAUAGUCAGUUUUACGAGGGCAUGUUUGGCAGCAUGAGUGAAGGAGGCUUUGUUGCGAAAUAGGAAGCCGACUCUGGAUUUAACUUUGGAUUGGAGAUGCUUAAUGUGAGUCUGGAAGGAGAGUUUACGGUCUAACCAGACACCUAGGUAUUUGUAGUUGUCCACAUAUUCUAAGUCAGACCCGCCGAGAGUAGUGAUUCUAGUCGGGCGGGCGGGUGCAAGCAGUGUUCGAUUGAAGAGCAUGCAUUUAGUUUUACUAGCGUUUAAGAGCAGUUGGAGGCUAUGGAAGGAGUGUUGUAUGGCAUUGAAGCUUGUUUGGAGGUUUAACACAGUGUCCAAUGAAGGGCCAGAUGUAUACAAAAUGGUGUCGUCUGCGUAGAGGUGGAUCUGAGAGUCACCAGCAGCAAGAGCGACAUCAUUGAUAUACACAGAGAAUAGAGUCGGCCCGAGAAUUGAACCCUGUGGCACCCCCAUAGAGACUGCCAGAGGUCCAGACAACAGGCCCUCCGAUUUGACACAUUGAACUCUAUCUGAGAAGUAGUUGGUGAACCAGGCGAGGCAGUCAUUUGAGAAACCAAGGCUAUUUAGUCAGCCAAUAAGAAUGCGGUGAUUGACAGUCGAAAGCCUUGGCCAGGUCCAUGAAGACGGCUGCACAGUACUAUCUUUUAUCGAUCGCGGAUAUAAUAUUGUUUAGGACCUUGAGCGUGGCUGAGGUGCACCCAUGACCAGCUCGGAAACCGGAUUGCAUAGCGGAGAAGGUACGGUGGGAUUCGAAAUGGUCGGUGAUCUGUUUGUUAACUUGGCUUUCAAAAACUUUCGAAAGGCAGGGCAGGAUGGAUAUAGGUCUGUAACAGUUUGAAUCUAGAGUGUCACCCCCUUUGAAGAGGGGGAUGACCGCGGCAGCUUUCCAAUCUCUGGGGAUCUCAGACGAUAUGAAAGAGAGGUAGAACAGGCUAGUAAUAGGGGUUGCGACAAUUUCGGCGGCUAAUUUUAGAAGGAGAAGAGGGGGGGGGGGGGCAUGGGCAAGUUGCAGCGGAGGGUGCAGAGCUGUUAUUCUCCAUGGACUUUACAGUGUCCCAAAAACUUUUUGGAGUUAGUGCUACAGGAUGCACAUUUGUGUUUGAAAAAGCUAGCCUUUGCUUUCCUAACUGAUUGUGUAUAUUGGUUCCUGAUUUCCCUGAAAAGUUGCUUAUCGCGGGGGCUGUUCGAUGCUAAUGCAGUACGCCACAGGAUGUUUUUGUGCUGGUCAAGUCUGGGGUCAACCAGGGGCUAUAUCUGUUCUUAGUUCUGCAUUUUUUGAAUGGGGCAUGCUUAUUUAAGAUGGAGAGGAAAGCAAUUUUAAAGAACAUAUGUGUGUGUGUGUGUGUGUGUAGCUACAGCAGGCGUGUGAGGGGGCGGUGCUUAGGGGGUCAAGGGUCAUCUCAGCUGAGGACAUCCUGUUCCUCAUGAGGAGAGACAAGGUACACCAGCUAUAUACACACGCACACCAUACACAGACACACCAUACACUCACACUAUUUUCUGCCUGCAAUACCUGUAAAGUACAGAUUUCAGCUGACUGGCGUUAACUAGAAAACUGGAGGCCUGUAGUAUUACUUUAGACUACAUCAUAUUCUCCACUCUCUCUCUCUCCCAUCACUUUCUCUUCCCCUUCACUCUCUCUCUCCCCCUACAGAAGAAGGUGAGGAGGUUGUUAAGGUAUCUACAGUUCAGAGACUACAAGUCUAAAGUGCUGAAAACCAUCGAAGAUGAGGAACCACUGGAGUCAGGUACUUGACACAGUACAUGUCUGCUUGCCUGAGACCUGAAGAGUCAGGGGUUAAAGCAAAACAAAUCCCAUGACUGAAACUUAAGUCAAUCUCCGAUUGUCUGGGGCCAUGUUAUCCUCCCCUUUCAUGUAAAAAAAGUCAUGACCAUCAUGUUUUUAAGGAAAGAGGAUCAUUUUGUAUAUGUAUUAAACUGCGCAUUUGACCAAUUCCAGUCCCCUUGCUUAGAGGGUCCGAGGUCCUCCCUGGGAUAAUUUUUAUGUAGAAGGACUGAGAAGCUUAGUUCUGGUAACUUUUUAAAAGGAUAAAAUGAUGCUGACACCAUCUAAAAUAUGAUUUCCACCUCCAGAGAUUGGCAUAGUUGCUAUAAAAUAUACAUAGGAUGAAGCAUGGGGUUGGUCCAUCUGCAUUUACCCCAUUGGACACAACAUCCUGAUUGUUGUUAUUCAUUAUUAUUAUUAUUUUAUUAUAAAUAUAUCAAUAAUUAUUAGUUAUUAUUUACUCUAAAAAGUAGUUUUUGUUUGUUUCUGUUACAAAGUAUGUCAUUGCCCUUUUAAGAGCUCUGUUGCGCAACUGCGCGUAAAUCAUGCUUGAAACUCCGGUUGUAAAACUGCAUCUGUAAAACAAUGGCACAAGCACAAUUGAAGGAGUAGAGAAAUAAACCUGGUAGAAAUGUAGAACUGGGAUCCCCCUAUUUUUUAUUAAACAAAGGCCAAAACUGCUUUCAAAAGUUUUCCUGCGAUUGCAUUAAGAAUGGUUGUGCAUUUACUGCUUGUCGGAAUACGUUUCCCUUGAAUGCGCCUCGAGAUGAAUAUUUUUCUGUCAUAGAACACACAACAAUAAGCCGACUAGGUAAAUAGGUAAACUAUUCUUCUGUGGGGUUGUCUGAUUUUGUUUUAAUAACAACAUUAAAUGGCAAAAAUAGUAACACUGGAAAGUUCCUUCCUGAGUGAUAAAGUAUGGGCAUUGAAUGACUUUGCUACAGUAGGCUGGCUACACAACUCUAUAGACUAUUUAAUUCCCUUCAUCUGAACAUCGGAGUGUCAUCAACAAUCAUGCAUGUCAGUUCAGUGUAACAGAGAAAAUAACAUAUUUGGGAAUAUAUUUCGUAGAACAGACUCCAAACCACCCCAUAAUCCCCCAGAGAUUUUGAUCUAAAAAACGACCUCUUCAGAAUCCAUAUGUUGGAAAUCCGUCGCAGUGACUGAGAACUUUAACCCUGCCUGAAGACUUGUUAGCUUCCAGUACUCCCAGAGAGUGCCUAGACUUUUGCUUAGAGGGCUAACAUGGUCACCUUUCUCUCUCACUCACACACACACACAUACACUGCUAGACAGGUGGGUUGUUGCCGGGAGUAACAAGCGCCAGCGGCUGGCAGGGGACUUCUUGUCCUGGGUGGACCAGACAGGAGAGUUCCUGUCCCUAUCUGACAACCAGGAAGUAGAUGACAUCAAACUGGAACGACUGGAGGUCAGAAUACACAAACAGACACACAUACACAGUGUGUUAAAGUGGUGUCUGGGUAGCAGCUCCCCUCAGUUAUUAUAAACUCCUCUCUCCACACUCUCUCUCUCUCAUUACCCCUCCUCUCUGUAGAGGUUGGAAAGACAGACCAGGGGGAUGGAUAGUGCUCAGUACAGUGAGUUCUGUGAGAGUCGGCAGCUCAGCUUUGGUGAGUAACACUUCUUCUCCCAACAUUUAUCCCCUAACCCAGUCUCUAAUAGGUGUUAUGUGUGUGUGUGUGUAGCUAAGAAGGCGUCUAAGUUCCGUGACUGGCUGGACUGCAGCAGUCUGGAGGUGAAGCCCAACACUGUCGCCAUGGAGAUCCUGUCCUACCUGGCUUAUGAGACCACCGCUCAGGUGUGUGUGGGUGUCUACCAGACUACUGUUAGUUAAAUAAUAAUAAUAUAAUGCCAUUUAGCAGACGCUUUUAUCCAAAGCGACUUACAGUCAUGUGUGCAUACAUUUUUGUGUAUGGGUGGUCCCGGGGGUCGAACCCACUACCUUGGCGUUACAAGCGCCGUGCUACCAGCUGAGCUACAGAGGAGCUUAAAGAACUAAAAGCCUCCCACAAUAAAAAAAUACUGCAGACUUUACUAUAGUAUUCACUGUAUUGUUUUUGCCGACAUGACUGUAGUAUGCUAUAUUAUUUACUGUAGUGUUUUUACAGACAUGACUGAAGUAUAUACUAUAGUUUUCACUGUAGUGUUUCUUUUGCGGACAUGACUGUAGUAUACUAUAGUAUUCACUGUAGUGUUUCUGCAGACUUUACUGAAGUAUUCACUAUAGUGUUUUUGCAGACAAAAAAUCAAUUUAAUCAAUUUUGAAUUUGGGCUGUAACACAACAAAAUGUGGAAUAAGUCAAGGGGUAUGAAUAUUUUCUGAAGGCACUUGUGAAGUGGGUAAAACGGUAUGAAACAUUAUUAAAGUGACCAGUGUUCAAUGACUAUGUACAGUACAUAGAGCAGCAGUCCCUAAGGUGCAGGGUUGAGUACCGGGCGGUAGCCAGCUAGUAACAGGGACUAAGUUCAGGGCAGGGUACUGAGCGGAGGCCGGCUAGUGGUGACUAUUUAACAGUCUGAUGGCCUGGAGAUAGAAGCUGUUUUUCAGUCUCUCGGUCCCAGCUUUGAUGCACCUGUACUGUCUCCGGCUUCUAGAUGGUAGCAGGGUGAACAGGCCGUGGUUCAGGUGGCUGAGGUUCUUGAUAAUCUUCUUGGCCUUCCUGUGACACCGGGUGCUGUAGAUGUCCUGGAGGGGAGGCAGUGUGCCUCCGGUGAUGCUUUGGGCUGACCCCACCACCCUCUGGAGAGCCCUGCGUUUGAGGACAGUGCAAUUGCCGUACCAGGCGGUGAUACAGCCCGAGAGAAUGCUCUCAAUGGUGCAUCUGUAGAAGUUUGUGAGGGUCUUAGGGGCCAAACCGAAUUUCUUCAGCUUCUUGUGAUUGAAGAGGCUGUAUUGCACCUUCUUCACCACACUGUCUGUGUGGAUAGACCAUUUCAGGUUGUCUCACCAUCUACACUGCGGCCCCGUCUAAGAGGAUGGGGGUGGGGGGGGGGGGGGGGGGGGGGGGGGUGCUCUCUCUGCCGUCUCCUGAAGUCCACGAUCAGCUCCUUCAUUUUGUUGAAUUUGAGGGAGAGUUAUUUUCCUGGCACCACUCAGCCAGGGACCUCACCGCCUCCCUGUAUGCUGUCUCGUCGUUGUUGGUAAUCAGGCCUACCAUUGUUGUGUCAUCAGAACUUGAUGAUUGAGUUGUAUAGGGAGUGAACAGGGAGUACAGGAGGGGGCUGAGCAUGCACCGUUGUGGGUCCCCCGUGUUGAGGAUCAGCAUAGCGGAGGUGUUGUUGCCCCUUCACCACCUGGGGUCGGCCCGCCAGGAAGUCCAGGACCCAGUUGAACAGGGCGGGGUUCAGACCCAAGGCCCCAAGCUUAGAGAUUAACCUGAGGGGACUAUGGUGUUGAAGGCUGAGCUGUAGUCGAUGAACAGCAUUUUUACAUGGGUAUUCCUCUUGUCCAGAUAGGAUAGGGCAGUGCGAUGGCGAUUGCGUCAUCCGUGGAUCUGUUGGGGCGGUAUGCAAAUUGUAGUGGGUCUAGGGUUUCGGGUAAGGUGGAGGUGACAUGAUCCUUAACUAGCCUCUCAAAGCACUUCAUGAUGACAGAAGUGAGUGCUAUGGGGCGAUAGUAAUUUAGUUCAGUUCCCUUCACAUUCUUGGGUACAGGAACAAUGAUGGACAUCUUGUAGCAAGUGCGAACAGCAGACUGGGAUAGGGAGAGAUUGAAUAUGUCCAUAAACACUCCAGCCAGCUGGUCUGCACAUGCCCUAAGGACGUGGUUUGGGAUGCCGUCUGGGCUGGCAGCCUUCCGAGGUUUAACGCUUAAAUGUCUUACUCACGUCGGCCACGGAGAACGAUAGCUCACAGUCCUUGUGAGCGGCGGAGGCCCGCCUCGGCGGCUCUGUGUUUUCCUCGAAGCAGGCGAAGAAAGUGUUUAGCUUGUCCGGAAGCGAGGCGUCGGUGUCCGCGACGUGGCUGGCUUUCCCUUUAUAAUCUGUGACUGUCUGGAGUCCCACAGUGCCUUCAGAAAGUAUUCACACCCGUUGACUUUUUCCACAUUUUGUUGUCACUGGCCAACACACAAUAUCUCAUAAUGUCAAAGUGGAUGUUUUUAUACAUUUUUACACAUUAAUUAAAACAUGAAAAUCUGAAAUGUCUUGAAUCAAUAAGUAUUCAACCCCUUUGUUAAGGCAAACCUAAGUAAUGGCUAUUUGGACUAUAUGCAUUGACCCUCAUUUUUACGCUGCUGCUACUCGCUGUUUAUUAUCUAUGCAUAGUCACUUUACCCCUACCUACAUGUACAUAUUACCUCAAUUACCUCGACUAACCCGUACCCCCGCACAUUGACUCGGUACCCCCUGUAUAUUGCCUCAUUAUUGUUAUUUUAUUGUGUAACUUUUUUUACUUUAGUUUAUUUACCCCCUGAAUAUAGCCUCGUUAUUGUAUUGUGUUACUUUUUUGACUUUAGUUUAUUUAGCAAUAAUUGUGUUACUCUGCAUUGUUGGUUAAGGGCCUGUAAGUAAGUAUUUCACGGUAAGGUAUACACCUGUUGUAUUUGGCGCAUGUGACAAAUACAAUUGUAUUUGAUACUACAGUGUGUAGUAAAGUAUUCUACAGUAUAAUGCAAAAUAUUAAAGUAACCACUGCACACGAGCGAAGGAUACUACAAUGUGUAAUAUAGAAUUCUCCAGUAUACUACACAAUUCUAUAGUAAGCACUACACAAUCAAGGGAUACUACAAUGUAUAGUAUUGUACAGUAUACUAGAACACUCUAAAGUAAGUACUACACAUGAUCAAGGGAUAGUAGUGUGUAGUAUAGUUUUCUCCAGUAUAAUACAAGUCUAUAGUAAGCACUACACGAUCGACGGAUUCUACAGUAUACUACAGAAUUCUAUAGUAGGUACUAUAGUGUUCUAUAGUAAACUGUAUUAUUUUUUUUAUGUGGGUUGUAUUGUUGCUCUGUUUGGAUUACAAGAUUCACUCCCUUGUUCUCUCUCUCUAGCUGGUAGAUCUGUCUCUGUUAGUGAAACAGGAUAUGACUCCAAAGACAGACCCCUUCAGCCAUGCUGUGUCUGCCAGCUUCAUACACUACCACAGCAAUACAGAGGUAAGUUAACACACACACUCCUCUGUUAGCCAUCUAACAGGAGUAGCAGCUAGCUAACUUGCUAUUCCUACUGGCCGCUCAUUUAAAACAUGUUCUCUCCACCCACCCUCCCGCUCCCUUCCCCACCUCUCUGACUCUCUCUCAGGUAAAGAGAGAUCCAGAAUCUCCAGAGACCACGCCCCCCUCCACUCCUUGCUCAUCCCACUCCUCUAAGCCCUCGAAUGGAGGCUUGGGAUUGGACAGUAAGAACAGGCAAAGGAAACGCAAGAAGGUCUGUUAAGAUAGUUUUUUUGUGUUGCACAGCUUGUGUGUGUGUGUAUACCAUGUGUUAAAGUGUGUGUGUUUCAGAGCUCAGCAGUGAGUGGUGUGGAGCCUCCCAGUGGAGCCAUUCAGCCCUGCCACAUCAGAGAGGCCAUCAGACGCUACAGUUACAGACACACGGUACACUCAUCUCACUUCCAUUCCUCUCUCCCCCCCCCCCCCCCCCCCCUCCUAUAUGUACUCUAGGACUGUCCUCUCACAAAACAACUGGUUGGAAGAAAUCAAUGUAACACAAUAAACACUGUCCCACUUUCCUCUUCCAGAGUGCUAAUAGGGGGAAUGGGAUGUCGUUCCUGGCCUGCUAAAAACAGAAGAAUGAGAAGAGUGGUUCGACAGGCUGUUGUUUUUUUAUGAUUUGAGAUUGAUUUACCAUAAAGACACAGGCAGUUAUCUAUUUAUGUUGAAGCCCAGACAACUUCCUGUCAUGACAUGGUGUGAUGUCACUUAGUCUGUGUUUACACAGGCAGCCCAAUUCUG
Coregonus sp. 'balchen' is the source of this 10197-nucleotide messenger RNA. Lineage: Eukaryota; Metazoa; Chordata; Actinopteri; Salmoniformes; Salmonidae. The record is from the annotation of a GenBank genome assembly.